AUGGAAUGUUUCGGAGAAUCUUUGAACCAAGAACUGGAAGAUCUUCAGGAGCACCAGACAGCAAUUGAAACAAAGAUGCUUAGUUUACACAAAAUGCUCCCCAAUCUGCAGUUAUUACAUACAGACUCUCGUCAGUUAUCCAGCAUGGUUUCCUUCACCUCGACACUGGCGGAAAAUGUCAGUGGGAAAGUACGACAGCUAGAUCUGGCCAAGAGUCAUGUCACGGCCUGUAUGCAGAGAGUUGAAGAUGUGCUGGAUCUUAAAUUCUGCACUGAUGGUGUUCAGACAGCACUUCAGAAUGAAGAUUAUGAACAGGCAGCAGCUCACAUCCAUAGGUUCCUGAGUCUGGAUGAAAAUGUCCUUAGGAUGACAGAAGGAUCAAAUGAAGGCAGCACACUUGAUACAUCCUUCCAGUUAUUACAUGAAGCCGAGUCCAAGCUCAAGAAAAUAGUUCACAAAAACUUUGAUGCGGCUGUGCAUUCCAAAGAUGUAGCAUCUGUAGAGAGAUUCUUCAAAAUAUUCCCUCUUAUUAAUCUUCAUGAUGAAGGGCUCACCAAAUUUUCCAAAUACUUGUCAGCCCAGAUAUCUGAGACAGCUGAGACCAAUCUUAAUCAAGCUUUAAGUGUGAAAUCCAGUGACAAGCGUUCAACUGUGAUCUUUGCUGAUACAAUCACAUUGCUAUUUGAGGGUAUCGCUAGGGUGGUGGAAAUCCACCAGCCCUUAGUGGAGACAUAUUAUGGUCCUGGAAAGAUGUUCCCCUUUAUGGCUGCUCUGCAAAAAGAAUGCGACAGGCAGACAAGAAAAAUUGUUGAAAAAUUCAAGGAGAGUCGUGAUUUUACCCGAAAGGUACAAAAAGUUCGACAGAGUUCCAUGCCCCGAGCAACAGCAGCAGAAAAAAUAGACCCCAAAGAGUUGGAUGUCCUUCUAGCAGAGCUGACCCUCAUGAAUGCCAGGGCAGAGCUGUACUUGCGUUUUGUUAGGAGGAGAGUCGUGGCUGAUGUAGAAGUGAGUCAAGAGGAAGACAGGACAGAGAAAGUUGCAGAGGUGGAUAAGUUUCUCAGUGAUUGUGAUCUGAGUCGGCUGAUGCAGGAACUGGUGGGGAGUUAUAUCAUGAUGGAGGAGUACUUUAUGAAGGAGAUGGUGGUCAAGGCUGUGAAAAUGGACACUUAUGAAGGUGGUGCUAUGACUUCUAGUAUGGUGGACGAUGCAUUUUUCAUAGUCAAGAAAUGUGUCAGGCGUGCGAUGUCUAGCUGUAGUGUUGAUGGCGUGUGUGCCAUGCUGAAUAAUGCUUGCACAAUGUUGGAACAGGACUUCAAAGAGGAGCUACACAGCCGUCUAAAGCUUGGUUUCCCAUCUGGGUUUGAUCUCACUCAGGCCUAUAACUUAGUGCAGUCUAGUAUACAGCAGGGAAAACUACAGAGCUCUGAUACAGAAAAAGCUAAGGCGAACUUUCUGUGCAUGUUAAAUGACACAGAAGUAAGCAGUGAUUAUAUACAGACAUUAAAGAAAAACCUGCAGGCAGAGAUCACCAAAGUAUUUGGCCAUGUACAUCAGCACAGUCAAGAAAAACUGGAGAGUUGUCUGUCAGAGCUGGCGUCAGUGUCUAAUAAAUUCCGAGAGGUGCGAGAGUUUGGCUUCACCCAGCUAUACAGUGCUGCCAUUAAACCUCGUAUCAAGCCCUGGGUGGACACUUUCUCUGCCACUAGCCACUUAAUUGAUGAUGAGGAGUUUACUAACUAUGAAGCCAAUGACCCCUGGGUCCAGGCCUUCAUUGUACAGCUAGAUAAUCUUCUCAAUACAUUUAAGGCUUCGCUGACAACAGGCAAUAAUGAUACAUUUGUGAGUCAUGUGACCACUGAGGUCACCAUACAACUAGAAAAGGCAGUGCUAAAAAUGUCUUUCAAUAGGUUGGGAGGUUUGCAGUUUGACAAGGAGCUCCGUGCCUUAGUAGGCUACCUCACCUCAGUGACGACAUGGACGAUACGAGACAAGUUUGCGCGACUCACCCAGAUGGCCACGAUACUCAACCUUGAGAAGGUAAAUGAAAUUCUGGACUACUGGGGUCCUAACUCGGGUCCUCUGACAUGGAGGUUGACCCCCACCGAGGUCAGGCAGGUCUUGACCCUAAGGGUUGACUUCAGAGGAGAUGACAUCAAGAGGCUCAAGUUAUAGUAGUCGUCAGGGAAUAUCACUACAGUUCCACAUAUCAGUGUCUUGAUUCACAAAGUAUCCUAUGCCGAUUUAACAAAAUUCUGUUCUGUGAUCAGUAAAUAUCCAGCACUUUAUGGAUUAGGGUGUCAUUGAACUGUAACAGCCCAGUUAAAGUCUAUUAUCCCAGUCAGGUUUUGGACACCUCACAUCCCAAGUCAGUGUAGGUGCUUCCUCAGGCCUUAUAAACAGCUCAGUCAUUUUCUAACUCAAGCCUCAGAUUUGAAAGGACAAAUGCCCAAAUUAAAGACUCCAGCCCAGCCAUGAAUUAACUGUCCCAAUGUAAAAUUACUUUUAUCCCCUUAUGUCUGUAUGAGCCUGUAUAGUCAAGAAUGCAUUGCUGCCAUAUAAAAAUAACCCAUAGGGGGCCUAUGUAUACUGAGUAUAUGUUUGAGUAAUGAAAUGCUAAGCUUGUGGCAAAUAAUUCUACCUUGGGGUGGUUAAUUUGUGGCUGGAGUCGUUAAUUUGUGCAUUUGUGUUCCCAAAUCUAAGGUUCAUGUAAGGAAACAGCAAUAAUCAAUUAUGAGGACAGUACAAUAGUCACAGGGCAGUUUGCAGAACUUCAGAAAUUUUGUUUGUCUGGUACUGGGGUCCAUUGGUACCAACUGAAUGAUCAUUGAACCCUGGUAUCACAGCACUUUUGUGGCAUUUUCCAAUGCACAAUUUUCUAGCCUUUAUUAAUACUAUUGUGGUACUUUCCUAGCCUUUCAUAUUGGCAGAAUCCAAGAGUAUUUUUUCAAAAAGAGAGAUAUGUAACUCUUUAUAAAUUAACAGAGGGUUCAAGGGGCAUAUUUGUGGAAGUUAUCAUAUAAUGUUGGGGAAGAAAAGUGAAUUACUGUUCUUUUACAGCGAGGAAGAUUUUUCUAUUAAAUCAUAUUCGGUGCAAAAAAUGCAAGGCAAGGGGAUUAGAUGUGCUUCAUUCUGCAUAGAUGUGUACAUAGGUGAUUGUAAAUAAUGUAAAUAAAUGCGGUACUGUUGAAAAACUACAUUUUGAAUCCCGUUAUUCAUUUUAGCUCACAGAUUCCUUGCGCAUGUGGUACUAAUUGAAACCCACUAUUUUUAUCUCU
Molecule: messenger RNA, 3275 nt
Organism: Lingula anatina
Lineage: Eukaryota; Metazoa; Brachiopoda; Lingulata; Lingulida; Lingulidae
Product: conserved oligomeric Golgi complex subunit 4-like
Biological process (GO): Golgi organization; retrograde vesicle-mediated transport, Golgi to endoplasmic reticulum
Cellular component (GO): COG complex
Source: RefSeq, a predicted model, not a curated record